AUGCUUUCCUCUUCGAUAUGCCGUAUCGCUCGAACUCCAACGGUCGCCAUUCCCGCCGUGACGCCACGCCCAUCAACCAUCGCCCUCGCUAGCUCCGCAACCAACCUCGCUGCUCCUCGAACCCAUCACCGCCGGUAUUCCUCUUCAAAACCCCCAGUACCCCCGAGUGAUGGCUCCAGAGGCAUCGAUGCGCCAUCGCAAGCUCCCGCAAAGAGUGUAAGCCCGACGAAAAAAGAGGACGCUGAAAAAAGAACCAAGCGCCGGGCCAAGGAGAGCAAAUCCAAACCAGAGACUUCGCUGAAUCUUCCUAGCGUUCCUUCUACACAGCAUUUACAUCCUCAAGAUAUACACGUCGCAUCUUUCUUUUCUAUUCACCGGCCCAUGUCCGUUACAACCACGGUACCUCCGGCGUCGACUUCCGAACUUUUUAAUUCCAUUUUCUCCUCGAAAAAGCAAUCGAAAGCGCGGCAAAACGACGUAAUCUACACCAUUGCUUCGGCAGUUAAUGUGAUUGAAAAUGCGAUUCCCAAAGGGCCUCACUCUACGGAAGCAAACGAUCUUCGUGCGGCUGUAACGCAGGCAUCGACGAGCAAUGCGGAACCCGAUGUGACACACCUUGAUGGCGUCCCAAUGCAGGAUCUGCGGAUAUCCGUUCAAGAAUUUGCCAAGAGACUCAGACCUUUUAAUCCUCCCCCACCACCUGUCCCUAUGGAUGAGGCUGAGCAGGCGAAGGCCAUGGAAGCGGAAGCCGAAGCAGCCGAAACGGAACAGAGUUACUCUACUGUUCUUACGAUACGUGAGUCUAGCCACGCAGACGGUUCAAGGAGCUAUGAGGCGUUUACAACACCAUUUGUUCGUGUAGAAGAAAUGGAAGCGCCGUCGGGCGUCGAGACAGAAACCAUGGGGGAGCAACAUAUUCCCGAGUCCGCGAGAUUACCAAGCCGUUUCUUAGAUAGGAUGCGGAUCCGACAAUUGCGAUGGGAAACUUUUAUGGAGCGGAGAAGACCCACGAUGCAUGCCAUCAGUGUUAAAAGACAGCGAAAGCUCAAGAUGAAGAAACACAAGCACAAGAAACUGAUGCGGAAAACAAGAACUUUGAGGCGCAAACUUGAUAAGACCUAA
This is a messenger RNA of Uncinocarpus reesii 1704, 1122 nucleotides long. RefSeq lists its product as uncharacterized. Gene Ontology annotation, cellular component: mitochondrion. The transcript is spliced from 2 exons. The record is from RefSeq and is a predicted model, not a curated record. The coding region runs from base 1 to 1122 and encodes 373 amino acids. Lineage: Eukaryota; Fungi; Ascomycota; Eurotiomycetes; Onygenales; Onygenaceae. Gene Ontology annotation, biological process: mRNA processing.